CGUUAAUCAUUAGAUUUACAUAACAAUGAUGUCAGAGAACAUGCUUUGAACACAUAUUUUAAUCAAAUGUGUUUUUGAUGCUAAUGAUUGAAGAAGAUGCCAAAAACUCAAAAUAAAACACAAUAUAAAAACAUAACUUUGACUCAGUGGUAACAACAAGUCGAGUCAGAUCUUGUUAGAACCAUGCAUUUGAAGGUACUUUUAAUAGUACUUCUCAUCACACUUGUUGUGGACAACUCAGAUGCAAAGAAGAGGAGAAAGAAGAAAACAGGAAACCAGAUUGCUACAUGCAAGAAAACGGACAUUGAAAAUCUUGUCUCAAAAUUGAAUGCCCUGAGAACUGACACCCAAGGUUGCUGCGAAAGAAGUGAGGAUGAUGCCGCCCUAUAUAUCAACCUGAUAGAGAUUAAGAACAACGUGACCAAGGCUAGGACAAUCAUUGAAGAAGUGAAAACUGAUGUUGAAGAAAUGAAAAACGAUGUCACAGUGAAGCAAGACAUUGAAGAGAUGAAAAAUGAUAUUGAAAAGAUGAAAAUUGAUACUUCCUUAAUGAAAGAACUCUUGGAGAAGAUGCAUAAUUCACAAUGUGAAUCAGCAGCCACCAAUCCUCCCGAACCUGAGACAACAGAACUGCAACAAACAACUGAAGUAACAGCAAAUUAUCCCAUCGACUGUAGCGACAAAACUGGCUUUACUGGAGUAACGAUAAUCCAACCAGAGGGGCAAGAUUCAUUCCCAGCAUACUGCAGUGAGAGAUGUGUCUACAUCACCAGACGCUUUGAUGGGAGUGUCGAUUUCUAUAGAGGAUGGGCUGAAUAUCAAGCAGGAUUCGGGAAUCCAGAUGGAGAAUAUUUUGUUGGCUUGGACAACCUUCAUGGUUUAUUGGCACAGGGGAACUACAGACUACGAAUAGAGCUAACCACGUGGCCUCCACAAAAUGAAACACGUCACGCUGAAUAUUCAACAGUCAAGGUGGCUGAUGCAAGUGAUAACUAUCGACUGACCAUAGGUCAAUAUAGUGGAAAUGCAGGGAACUCUCUCGGCAGGCACAAUGGUAUGCCAUUUACUACAAAGGACCGUGAUAAUGAUCCUAAUUCUGAUAACUGUGCUAUUAGAUUCAAAGGGGCAGGGUGGUACACUAGUGGAUGUCACAACACAAAUCUGUUUGGUUCUUACAGCAGCGGACCUGUUUGUCCUGCCCGUGGUGUGUGUAUGAGUUGGUACCACAUGUUUGGGAACCAUUCUCAUUCUCUCAAAAAAGUUGACAUGAAAAUUUGUCCAGUAUAAUGCAAGCUCUACUUUUCAAAAUGUUUUCCAAAUGACAGAAAACACACUGGAUGAAUAACAUAGGAAAUGUUAUUUGCAUUUUCAAUUUCAUGUAAUGUUACAUGAUGAAUAAAUAAAUAUAAGUUAAGUGCCUGAACUAAAAGAAA
This is a messenger RNA of Owenia fusiformis, 1433 nucleotides long. The record is from the annotation of a GenBank genome assembly. Lineage: Eukaryota; Metazoa; Annelida; Polychaeta; Sabellida; Oweniidae.